Notolabrus celidotus (New Zealand spotty) is the source of this 1591-nucleotide messenger RNA. Its product is annotated as SWI/SNF-related matrix-associated actin-dependent regulator of chromatin subfamily B member 1. Gene Ontology annotation, cellular component: nuclear chromosome; nucleus. Lineage: Eukaryota; Metazoa; Chordata; Actinopteri; Labriformes; Labridae. Gene Ontology annotation, molecular function: transcription coregulator activity. The record is from RefSeq and is a predicted model, not a curated record. Gene Ontology annotation, biological process: regulation of transcription by RNA polymerase II; chromatin remodeling. The transcript is spliced from 9 exons. The coding region runs from base 57 to 1178 and encodes 373 amino acids.
CAGCGACGCCACUCGCGCCUGCGCAGUAGCUCAGAGCUUUGUUGUUUCAUGUCAGGAUGGCGCUUAGCAAGACGUUUGGACAGAAACCGGUGAAGUUCCAGCUCGAGGAGGAUGGAGACUUCUACAUGAUCGGCUCGGAGGUGGGAAACUACCUCCGUAUGUUCAGAGGCUCUCUGUAUAAACGAUACCCUUCAUUAUGGAGGAAACUGGCGUCCGUAGAGGAGAGGAAGAAGAUCGUGGAGUCAUCACACGAUCACGGUUACACCCAGCUGGCCACCAGCGUGACUCUGCUGAAGGCCUCCGAGGUCGAGGAGAUCCUGGAAGGAAACGAUGAGAAGUACAAAGCCAUCUCCAUCAGCACGGAGCCGCCCGCCUACCUCAGGGAACAGAAGGCGAAGAGGAACAGUCAGUGGGUUCCCACGCUGCCCAACAGCUCUCACCACCUGGACGCCGUGCCGUGCUCCACCACCAUCAACCGCAGCCGCCUGGGCCGGGACAAGAAGAGGACCUUCCCCCUGUGCUUCGACGACCACGAUCCAGCUGUGAUCCACGAAAACGCCUCUCAGUCCGAAGUCCUGGUCCCGAUCCGCCUGGACAUGGAGAUCGAGGGACAGAAGCUCCGAGACGCUUUCACCUGGAACAUGAACGAGAAGCUGAUGACGCCCGAGAUGUUCGCUGAGAUCCUCUGCGACGACCUGGACCUCAACCCGCUGGCCUUCGUCCCCGCCAUCGCCUCGGCCAUCCGGCAGCAGAUCGAGUCGUACCCGACGGACAGCAUCCUGGAGGACCAGGCGGACCAGAGGGUCAUCAUCAAGCUCAACAUCCACGUGGGGAACAUCUCUCUGGUGGAUCAGUUCGAGUGGGACAUGUCGGAGCGGGAGAACUCUCCGGAGAAGUUCGCUCUGAAGCUCUGCUCCGAGCUCGGCCUCGGGGGAGAGUUCGUCACAACCAUCGCUUACAGCAUCCGGGGUCAGCUGAGCUGGCACCAGAGGACGUACGCCUUCAGUGAGAACCCGCUGCCCACCGUGGAGAUCGCCAUCAGGAACACAGGCGACGCAGACCAGUGGUGCCCCCUGCUGGAGACGCUGACAGACGCAGAGAUGGAGAAGAAGAUCAGGGAUCAGGACAGAAACACGAGGCGAAUGAGGCGACUGGCGAACACGGCGCCUGCCUGGUAGAAGCAGCGUCUGCAGCGCCCCCUGCAGGCUCGGUGCUCGUCUGACUGAGACACGAAGCUGUCCACGUCAUCAACUGGUCACCAUCUCUGUGCGACGACGUCCUCUCUGCUCAUCGGGCUCUCAGUCUGUCGUUCACCGAGUGUUUUUUAUUUUAUUUUAAUGUUAAUAUGACGAUCAGUUUGAAAAGGCCCCGCCCCCUCCCUCCUUCAGUAGAUCAGGCUCCUCCCCCUUUCGUUGUGUUUCCCUCCCGAGCCUCGGCGUGGAUCUGCUCCCUCGCUCUGACCACUGACUCUGUAAUGACCACAGAGGGAGAGACCCACCGCCGGGCUCAGAUAAUAUAUGGUUCUGUUGUAUUUGUUGUCUUUUUGUACAUUUUAAUAAUUCUUACAAAAUAAAAAAAAAUGUGAAGAGUC